ACAGUCAUAUUUAUAACAAAACAAUUCUGGCCAAAUUUAUAUCAGUACAUCACUUCGUCUUUCUUAGGUCGACACCGAUUCCAUCGAAUCUGCGCGAGUUCCUUGACCACGUGCCAUUUGCUUGCUUGUAAACACCAAACCUAACCUAACUUCGUCUUAUCCGGACUUUGUGACUUAAAAACCGCUAAAAUGGGGCUGCAGCAAGCUGAUGUGGCCCUCUAUAUCGACGCCGCCGACGAAGCCCACGCCCGUCUACGCAACGCCGCCCCCACGAGCCCGCAGGAGCUGCCACAUCUCAAAUUAAGCGAUUUCGCCACCAACAAUAUCCACUUCAAUCUCGGCAAUAUCACGGUGUUGGAAAUCAGCAAUUGUGAUCUGACUGAAAUCCCCCACAACAUACAAAAGUUAAACUUGAAACAAUUGAUUUUAACUCAUAAUAAGCUCAAGGAAGUUCCUAGUUGCUUGUAUUCCGGGCUGAGUUCGCUUGAAUUGUUAGAUUUGUCGCAUAAUUUUCUCACGGAUUUUCAAGUGGCGCCGGCGUGUAGAGAAGGUAUUGUGAAAUUGAAACUUUCGAAUAACAAAAUCCGGGAUUUUCCGCAGUGGAUUUUAUCGUUGUCGUGUUUGAAACUGGAAGAAGUGUAUUAUAGUAGGAAUUGUGUGGUUAAGUUGGAUGUGAGUAGGGAAUUAGGGAUUAAAAAAUUGGAGAUGGGUAAUUGUCAGUUGAUGGAUGUAGAUUUUGUGUUUUUGAAGAGAAUUAAGACGUUGGAGGCGCUGGAUAUUAGUAAUGAUACGUCGAGUCGGAAUGAAAAUAGGUUCAAGGAUAUCAAUAAGUUGUUUAGUAGGACUAGGUGGCAGAAGUUGGCUUCGUUGAAUUUAAACAACGUGACAUUGUCCAUUAUUCCAAAAGGGUUAUUUUGGCUUGUGUCGCUAAAGGAGCUGCAUCUCGUCAACUGUUCCCUAAACUGGAUACCUGAAGAAAUAGAACAUUUACAUAACCUAAGAACUAUAGACAUUUCCGAAAAUUUUAUAUGUUCGCUACCGAAGCAACUAACCUUGCUUGAAGAACUACGCGUUAUUAAAGCGCAUCAUAAUUAUAUUUCUUCAGUUAGCAGAUUUCACGGAGACUUAGAAAUUUUGGACUUAUAUGACAACCAGUUAGACUCGUUCACGCAAUGUAUAGAUAACAUAACAUACAUAGAUUUAGAAAAAAAUGCGUUUGACACAUCGAUUUUAAACCAACCUAAAAACUACUGUUUAAAACGAGAUAAACUUCGCGAGGUGUUGAAUUUCCACAACAGAAUUAACGGUAAGAUUGAUUUACCAGAGGAUGACCCAGAAUCGUGUGAUGAAGAUUAUACGUGUGAUCUUUCCUUUGACGAGCCUGACAAUAAUCCACCACAUUAUUAUCACAUGGAAAUUGAAGAGGAAUGUUGGGAUGAAGAAAAGCCCGAAGAAGUGGUACCUUCGGUUACAAACCCAGAAAUAACACCCUCCGACGAUGAGUGGAAUGGAAAAGUAGAAAUAAUCUACAGGAAGAAAUUAACAAACUUGAGUUUGCAAUUCGAUGCAGAUGAAGACUGGAUUUUUGCGGAUGUUGAAGAAGCAACAAAUUAACAUUUAAAUAAAAAUUUUUUACUUAUCCUUGUUUUGAAUACAUAUAUUUAUUUUUUUAAUUGGUGUGAUACAUAGUUCGUUGUGUUUUGUAUAAAUGUCACUUUUAGUCUUGUUAUUUAAUUUAGUCUGAGUAAUAAAUACAUGCAGAAUUUUUA
Zophobas morio is the source of this 1769-nucleotide messenger RNA. Its product is annotated as leucine-rich repeat and death domain-containing protein 1-like. The record is from RefSeq and is a predicted model, not a curated record. Bases 190 to 1614 code for a protein of 474 amino acids. Gene Ontology annotation, molecular function: protein binding. The transcript has 2 exons. NCBI's taxonomy places the organism in Eukaryota, Metazoa, Arthropoda, Insecta, Coleoptera, Tenebrionidae.